This is a messenger RNA of Hemicordylus capensis (graceful crag lizard), 4237 nucleotides long. It is a transcript of the gene DGLUCY, whose product is annotated as D-glutamate cyclase. Gene Ontology annotation, biological process: glutamate metabolic process. The record is from RefSeq and is a predicted model, not a curated record. Gene Ontology annotation, molecular function: D-glutamate cyclase activity. The coding region runs from base 423 to 2327 and encodes 634 amino acids. The transcript has 14 exons. Lineage: Eukaryota; Metazoa; Chordata; Lepidosauria; Squamata; Cordylidae.
AAUUAAUAUUUUUUCUGCACACUUGAGAAUUCCCCUGAAUAUGCAUUAGAGUGACUAUAUCCCUUUAAAGUACUUCCUGUAUUUUGCAGGAAGUGACUAUAUCCCUAUAAAAUGCUUUGCAUGUAACCUUCACCCAUUUGAAGUAAUAUGGGAAUGUAGGGGGACAGCUAGCAGGAGAGUAAGUUAGAAUCCUAAGACUGAGCAGAAGCACUUCUAGGAAUAUUGUUAGAGAAGAUCCUGGCCACUUACAAAGAACAUAAAUUGGAGCAUUAAUUCUGAAAAUGCAAAAUGACAGUGUAUUGGGUGGAACCAGCAAGGAUUCCAUUGUUGCUGAUCGCUCUUCCUGGAUGUAACAAUGUUGGGAUUGCCAAGGCUGAUUGUCAUGAAAAUAAAGUGCAUAGAUGUGAGAAGAAGAAAUCUGCAUGGAUGGAGAGACCAAUAUUCCUACUUCUUUUGUGAGGGAUAAUGAUAUGAUUUUCAAAGGAAGCCUGAGAACUCUUCUUCCACAUGCUGUCAGAAAUCUAAUUCGAUUGAAUAAUCUCAGCAUGAGCAAUACUUCUGGAAUGGCAGAAGGAUUUAAACAAGCAAAUGUUGUAAUUCUGCACAAAUCUCUUGCUGAUGACUUUGAAAAAUUUUGCCGUGCGAAUGAUGGACCACUUCCACUGCUCUAUAGAAGUAAACCAGGGGAAUGGAAAUGCCCUUCCCUGAGCAACGAUUCUGAUAUUAGAACUGACUGUUUACAGUACAGAAAAUAUGAGAAUGGAAUAUGUACAGAAAUUCUGACAAGCCUAAAGGAAUAUUCAGAACCGCUUAAAGACAUGGUGACGUUCUACCUAGGCUGUAGUUUUACAUUUGAAAAGGCACUGCAGAAGGCUGGUGUCCCUGUAAGGAAUGUCGAGCAGAAAUGUAAUGUGAGCAUGUACAAGACGGCUGUGCCUUGCUGUGAGACAGAACAUUUUUAUUGUAAUCUAGUGGUGACAAUGAGACCUGUUCCUAAGGACAAAUUGGGAGUAGUUGUGCAAACCACCUAUCCAAUGAAAAAAUCACAUGGAGCACCAAUUCAUAUUGGUAACCCUGGUUUGUUAGGUAUUCAAGACCUUUCCAGUCCAGACUAUGGUGAUGUAGUACAGACCCAUCCUGGAGAUGUUCCAGUCUUUUGGGCUUGUGGAGUAACAGGGCUGGACGCUAUCAGCAAUUGCAAGUCUCUGCUAGCUUUUACCCAUUCUCCUGGCUGCAUGUUUAUCACUGACUUGAAAGAUGAAGACACUGCAGUUUGUUAUGACAAAGAAAUCCCUGAAGUCUAUUGUAUUUGUCAGAAUCCUUUGCAUUAUAGCAUCACAUCAGCAGCAGCUGUACAAAAAAUCAGAUGUCUAGAAGACAUGAUUGGAGUAGAUCCAGGAGACAGAGGUAUAAAACAUUUGUGCUCUCAGGAUGAACUUCUGAAGGCGUGUCUCUCCAUUUCGCAUGCACAGUCGGUCUUGAUUACCACUGGAUUUCCUACCCACUUUAAAUAUGAGCCACCUGAAGAGAAUGAUGGGCCUCCAGGAGCCAUUGCGAUAGCAGCCAUGUUGAAAGCCAUGGGAAAAAAUGUUGCUAUAGUAACUGAUCAAAGAGCCUUGAAUUUGAAUGAAAAAAUUAUUAAGGAAGCUGUUGAAGAAGGUAUACUGGAGACACCAGUCCCUAUAAUUAGCUAUCAUCAUGAUUCUGCUGAUUCAGCUUUGCUAUUCUUGUGUGAAGAUGGAAAUCCAGAAAAGCCCAAAUUUAAUCACCUAAUAGCAAUAGAACGUGCUGGGAUGGCUGCUGAUGGCAAUUAUUACAAUGUAAGGAAAAUAAAUAUUAAGCAUUUGGUGGAUCCUAUUGAUGAACUUUUUCUAGCUGCACACAGUAUCCCAGGAAUUACUACAACAGGCAUUGGGGAUGGAGGAAAUGAAUUAGGAAUGGGAAAAGUAAAAGAAGCUGUGAAAAAGUACAUUAAAAAUGGGGAUGUUAUAGCUUGUGAUGUUGAAGCUGAUUUUACAGUUGUUGCUGGAGUUUCUAACUGGGGAGGCUAUGCUGUUGCUUGUGCAUUAUAUAUUCUCAGUACCUGUGAAAUACAUGACCGCUAUCUGAGGAAAGCUGUUGGAUUUCCCAGGUUUUCCACGAAAGUAGCCUGGACAGCAUUAGCACUUCCUUCUGUGGCUAAGGAAGAAAAGUUGCUGAAUAUAUUACGGCAACACCAAGUCCGCAGUGGAAAAACCGCUAGUCUGGAAAUGGAAGUGGAUGGUCUGCCAUUCUAUGACAUUCAUUCACAUAUGAUUGAAAAGCUGCUGGAGGAAACUCUGAAAUAACUUCCUGUUGCUGGAACAUACCUUAUAAUUUAACCUCCAUCUUGGCCUAACACACUACUGUAUGUACCAGAACUUGUGCUUUGAGGUUCAGCCUCCAUUUCAGGCAAGCCAAAUGGGUUAUUGGGUCUUCUGGUAGCUAGGCAAAAAAUCACCUUUCAAAGAGGUGACUCUCUUAUAUUUAGCAUGUGGAAAGCAACUGUCACUAUUCAACCCCAAUACAGCAUUCUUCCAGAGGCUGUUGCUGGUGUCUACUUUAUGUUUCUUUUUAGACUGUGAGCCUUUUGGGAGACAGGGGAAAGUCUCCCCCCCCCCCAUGUAAGCCGCUUUGAGAGCUUUUUUUAAAUUGAAAAGCAAUAUAUAAAUAAUGUGCUCUGAGCCUACUCACUCCCCGUCAUUUUGAUUAGGCUAAAUUGCCAGCCCAGCAAAAUAAGGGUCCUGGGGAAAUGAGGAAGUUCCAGGGGGCAAUUAGUCACACCUUCCUGCAAUCAAAGCAACUCCUAGCCACUGAAUGAAUUGGCAUACUGGAGUCCUGCUGCCUCUGUGUCCUGCCCAAUCUUCCCACACAGCUCCCCUAAUCUCAACACAGAAUUGUUAACAUAUAUACUCUCAUGUCUCAUGUGGGAACCCCUGGAAGUUCUCUACCCUGGAGACUCUGUACAAUUUUUCUUUUAUUUUGUCCAGAAUUCCUGUAACUAACACAAGCACCUGGAAUCCAAUGUGAUUCCAGUUGUGGGACUCCUGGUGGACAUUCUGCCCAGUACUGCCUUGAAACCUUGCAGCUAAUCCUGCUCCUCAAACCUGGUAGUGGCACACCCAGUGUGCAACCUGUUUAGACUGUGAUGCCAGCCCAGAACAGACAUUUUGGACCCCUUGUUAAGGUGCCUGUACAUAAGCCUUGGGUACUUGUUUCUUCCCUGCCGGAAGGCCUUUCAGCAGUCCAGCAUCCUGCACUUCCCCACCUGAGAUCCAUUCACUUUCUUCACCUUAACCACAGCAGAUUAAAAGAAGGCAAUUCCAUUGUUUUUGACAUAGCAUUCAGAUUGGAGAGCAACAUGGUUUUUUGUUACAACUAAAGAAGUCAGUGUUUACUCUUCCAAGUAAUGUUCCGUUUGUGUAACUGACAUGAGACAACAAAGAAAAAUGCAAUGAUAACAGUAUUACAAAUUUCUUCAGAAUGUAGCAUUAUUUAUAAGUGGAAUAAAUAUCUUAAAACAGAACAGCCAUCAUGCUGCUUGUAAAGUAACAGAGUUUAGUGAUUAGUUAAUUAACAGUAUGUCAGCAAAUAAUUGUUGUUAACGGACAUAACAUUAAAAUGUAAGUGAUGUAAACGUUCCAAGGUCAGAAAGAAUACUAUGGAAAAAAUGAACUGUAGCAGCAAAUGCUAGUAACUGUUCCUCUGUCAUCAGAAUGCUACUCCUCUAAAUAUAAUCUCAGCUAUUUUUCAUUUGCUGUUUUAUGUGAUGACACAAUCUCAGCUUUCUCGUCAUGUUGUCCUUCUGGUGACCCAAUUACAAAGGUAAAUUUGAAAAUGCCUCUUGCAUAUACUGGCUUUGUAACUGCAACCUGCUUCAUUAUUGAGAAUUCUUUGUAUAGUCCUCUCUACUUUGCCAACACUAGCUGCCAUCACACUGGUUCAUCACUCUGGCUUACAUGUCCCAUAGUAUAAUACAGACUCCCUAUCCCUGCUCUCUUUCUUAAAUCCAAAAACCUGUUUCUCUCAAGGUUUCUUUGUCUAGCCAGCCUGGAAGUUAUUCUGAUUCAGACACUAAGCUGAAACUCCUCUUUGCAGUUCUGUGGUUAAUCUUGUAAUGUGUUUUUAGUAGUACAAUAUAUUAUCGUAAUAUUGCCUGAAUCAACUUUCUUAUUCCCCUGUACCCCUACCCUACAAUAAAACCUUGUUUGUUUUUGAA